Nestor notabilis (Kea) is the source of this 2022-nucleotide messenger RNA. It is a transcript of the gene SLC28A3, whose product is annotated as solute carrier family 28 (concentrative nucleoside transporter), member 3. The annotation marks the transcript as partial. The record is from RefSeq and is a predicted model, not a curated record. Gene Ontology annotation, molecular function: pyrimidine- and adenosine-specific:sodium symporter activity; purine-specific nucleoside:sodium symporter activity. Lineage: Eukaryota; Metazoa; Chordata; Aves; Psittaciformes; Psittacidae. The transcript is spliced from 17 exons. Gene Ontology annotation, biological process: purine nucleoside transmembrane transport; pyrimidine nucleoside transport. Gene Ontology annotation, cellular component: membrane.
CUUGUCACAACCCAGAGCGACAGCGAAGGUGUGGAUGUUACAAAUACGAAAGGUCCUGGAGACAAUUUACAGAGAAGCAAGAAUUCAGAAAAUAAGAAAACUGUACAUAUUAACCAGGAGGAUGAAUACAUCAAUAUUGAGAGUGAUCUGCAUGAAAACAAACGUGACUCAGUAGAUGAUGAGCAACCACACUUGAAAGGGCAAUUAGAAAAGAAAUAUGAUAAAGCUUGUGAAUUUUGCAAGAAACAUAAGACCAGAAUUCACUAUGUGAUCUAUGGAAUUUUAAUAACAGCAUAUUUGGCAGUAGUCAUUGCAGCCUGCAGCUUGAAUUUUCAGAGAGCCUUCCCACUCUUUAUCAUCACUGUCCUAGCCAUCUCCUUCAUCUGCUGGGAUUUUUUAAUAGCUGAGUAUGGAGACAGAAUUGCUACAUUUUUUUCCCCUGGAGUACGAUAUCUGGAGGAACAGUGGUUUUGGCUGAAAUGGGUUUUGUGCGCAGCUUUUAUUAUAGCUGUCAUCUGCUGGCUCAUCUUUGACACAGCAAAACAGGGAUCCCACCAGCUGAUCUCCUUUUGUGGGCUUGCGAUGUAUGUUUUCUUGAUGUUUAUCUUUUCCAAAUAUCCAACCAGAGUUGCUUGGAGACCAGUAUUUUCAGGAAUAGGAAUGCAAUUUAUUCUUGGGCUGCUUAUCCUGAGGACCAAAGUAGGGUUUGAUGUGUUUAACUGGCUAGGCAUUCAGAUCCAGACUUUUCUGGAGUACUCUGACACAGGUGCUAAAUUUGUGUUCGGUGAGACAUACAUGGAUCAUUUCUUUGCUUUUAAGGUCCUGCCUAUUGUGGUUUUCUUCAGCACAGUGAUGUCUAUGCUUUACCACAUUGGAUUCAUGCAGUGGCUUGUUGGAAAGGUUGGUUGGAUAAUGCAGAUUUUCAUGGGGACAACUCCUGUUGAGUCUCUGGUAGCUGCGGGUAACAUAUUUGUGGGACAGACAGAGUCUCCUCUCCUGGUACGGCCCUACUUACCUUACAUCACCAAAUCUGAACUCCAUGCGGUCAUGACAGCAGGAUUCUCAACUAUUGCAGGAAGUGUCUUAGGAGCAUACAUUUCUUUUGGGGUUUCUGCCUCCCACCUACUGACUGCUUCUGUCAUGUCAGCACCAGCAUCAUUAGCCACCUCCAAAUUAUUCUGGCCUGAAACUGAAAAGCCUACACUAACUCUGAGUGGGCUGCGGAUGGCAAAAGGUGAAUCAAAGAAUCUGCUGGAAGCAGCCAGUCAAGGUGCUUCUACCUCCAUCCUGCUGGUAGCAAACAUCGCAGUGAACCUGAUCUCCUUUCUUGCCCUGCUCGCAUUCCUUGACUCAGCCCUCUCUUGGAUGGGCAGUCUGUUUGACUAUCCACAGCUGAACUUUGAGAACAUUUGUGCCUACGUCUUCAUGCCAUUGUCUUUCAUGAUGGGGGUAGACUGGGAAGACAGUUUUGUUGUCGGUGGACUACUAGGUUACAAAACUUUCUUCAAUGAAUUUGUGGCUUAUGAGCGCCUCUCACAACUGAUUCACAACCGAGAAAAGGGUGGGAGCAUGUACAUUAAUGGUGUGAAACAGUACAUGACUGUUCGCUCCGAAGUCAUUGCCACCUAUGCUCUUUGUGGGUUUGCCAACUUCGGCUCUCUGGGACUGGUAAUAGGAGGCCUGACAAGUAUUGCUCCAUCCAAAAAAAAGGAAAUAGCUGGUGGUGCUUUCAGAGCAAUGAUUGCGGGAACUGUGGCCUGUUUCAUGACAGCCUGUGUUGCAGGAAUGCUGACUGUCCCUGGGCUGGAAGUUCCUUGCCACAUUUUGUUAGGAAAUGCCUUCAACUCCACAGAUUUUCCUGCCAACAGCACAGAACUAGUUGAAUGCUGCCAGCAACUCUUCGCCAGUGUAAAUCAAUCUCAAGAGAUCUUCCAUGGAGGAAACUACAGCAUGAGUUCCUGGAGAGGAUGUUGCCACAUACUGGAUCAACCUGCUCUUCACUGCACUUGGAUUAAACCUUAA